Molecule: messenger RNA, 1426 nt
Organism: Lytechinus variegatus (green sea urchin)
Lineage: Eukaryota; Metazoa; Echinodermata; Echinoidea; Temnopleuroida; Toxopneustidae
Product: neurocan core protein-like
Exons: 9
Coding region: 220-1236 (338 amino acids)
Molecular function (GO): calcium ion binding
Source: RefSeq, a predicted model, not a curated record
ACCACACCCACAGCCACCACCACGCCCACAACCACCACCAUCACAGAGAGCCCACCACCUACAACUACCAUACAACCAAGCACAAUUAAUACAGAGGAUACUAGUCCUACUGAUUUGACUACUUCUGAUUCUACCCCUCCUCCAACAACGAUUACUUCAACUGAAAUAACUACGUCCACUGCCGCCACCACCACAGAGGGCUCACUAGAUACAACUACCAUGGAACCCAGCACAGCUACUCCGGAAAAUACUAGUCCUACAGAUUUAACUACUGAUACUCCUGAUUCUACCCCUCUUCCAUCAACGAUCGCCUCACCUGAAACGUUCGUGAGCAUCAUAAGGAUUAGUAUCACAGCCAACAGACGAAAUGGUGUACUGCUUGUAUUCACAGAAGAACUUAAUGAUCGGUCUACGGCCGCUUUUAUGGCUUUGGAAGAUGUCUUUUGUGGUGCGGUUUCAACGUAUUUGAAUGUAAGCUUAAAUUCAGCUCAGCUCAUCAGUAUCACAUGUGUGGUAGUCUCUUUCCGAAGUGGUAGUGUGAUUGGUGAUCUUCAAAUGAGUCUCGCAGCACCAUCUCAGGAUUCCGCUGAUAGUCUUGCUCAAUCAGCCACUGACCUAUCACCUGCUAAUGAGACAUUACCCUUUUUCGACGAUUCUCUUUACGUCGAAGAGUUAACCAUAGACAAUACCGAUAGUUGUGAGAACAGCAACCCCUGUAGAAAUGGAGGGACCUGCACGGAUGAAUUCAACACGUACAGUUGCGCAUGCCCAGAGGAUUACUCAGGGACAGACUGUUCAUCAUUCUCUGGCAGGACUGGCCUAUCACCUGGUGCUAUUGUUGGAAUCAUACUUGGUGCUAUGUCGGGAGCUCUGAUCUUCGUUAUCUGCGCUUGUUUAAUAAUGGUCCAGACAGUGCGUCGUAAUGAGGCAAAUAGGAUGUUAAUGGGGAUGCAGAAGCAUAGCAACUACCACAUCUCAGAGCACCGGCGUAUAUUCGAUGACCGACGGUCGGAUCGUUCAUUUGACGAUUACUCGUUUGAAGCUUCUCUUGAUCGUCGACAAUAUGAUAUCGGUAGAGCUGUUAAUCGGAUAAGACAAUAUCAAGGAAUGGAUAACCCUGGACGAGGAGGCUUAGAUAACUUUGCUACACCAUAUGUAGUUGAUGGGCAUAGCAGCGCCAGUGGAGAGAGCGUCGUUGAACGAAACCCGUUACACUACAGCUACAUGUACUACUAAGGCUUAGAUGUAUCUGCAAACAGUCCCAGUACAAUUUUGAUUUGCACCCAACCUACAUGUGAUGUGAAUGUGUACAGGAUUGAUUCAUUGCAUACACUAAGCACUGGAAGCGGCAACCAGACCCAAACCUGGGGUAGUAGAUAAUGCGCCUCGGAAUAGACUAUAAUCCUAUAAUCUAAAAUUAAACAUU